GCACCUGACCUAGUAUUCCGCAUUCAUCUUACCAACCAAACAACAUCUGUGACACCUGAUCUACUACAGCAUUCCAGCAUUCAUGACAAACUUUCCAAUUCCAAUGCACGAAUCUUCCGACAGCAUCGCCCGCAGGCACACCGCCACAGACGGGCACGUUCGACUUCCGCCAUCUCCUACCAACCUGACACGUAGAAAAAGCACAAGUGACAUCAGCCGUCAAAAAAUGACCUUCUUUCCCACUUUACGACGAGCUGCAACGUUGAUGCUAGCGCCGGAGAAACCAAUAGCCAGAGCCCCGAAUACCUGGACAAGCAUUCGCUCCAUCAUCUUUUCAUCAUGGUUUAACGUCUUGCUGGUCUUUAUUCCCGUAUCUUGGGCAGUCAACUUUGCUCUUCCAGAUCAACAUACUCUCAUCUUUGUCUUAACGUUUCUUGCAAUUAUACCCUUGGCCAAGCUCCUGGCUUACGCCACUGACGAACUUUCAAUACGGGUCGGCCAAACUUUAGCAGGUCUUCUGAACGCCACAUUGGGAAACGCCGUUGAACUCAUUGUUUCCAUCAUCGCUCUUAUAAAAUGCGAACUUACAAUCGUCCAGUCAUCUUUGGUGGGAUCUAUUUUGAGCAAUCUUCUUCUGGUGCUGGGCAUGUGCUUCUUUGCCGGUGGUAUGCGGUUUUCAGAACAGGGAUUUGGACAAAGCGCGGUGCAACUAAAUUCGUCACUGCUUACCAUUAGCGUCAUUGCUGUCUUGCUGCCUGGAGCCUUCCACAUGGCGUUGCAGGGCCAGCCUGACUAUAACGAGCUGGUGACAGAUGAAAACAUACUGAAGACCAGCCAUGGUGUCGCUCUCAUCCUUCUUUUCAUUUACGGCUCGUAUCUGGUGUUUCAACUCUUUUCACAUAAGACCCUCUAUGACGACAAGAAUACGGACAUACAGCAGUCAGUUGGCUAUGAGGGACAGAAUCCAUGGCUACAGUUGAGACGCUACCGUCGUAAGAAUGCUAAAUCUGUACUAUCCCCUGAACCGACGGGUGACGAAGAAGCUGUUAUCAUUGCCUCUGGGUUUGAAAGCACCAACACUAAUCACGUUGCCGCAUCGGACGACUCAGACUCUGAGAUAGAACCAUAUAUGAGCGUCGGUGUGUCCCUCGGGCUUCUGGUCGUUGUAACUGUGUUGGUAGCUGUUACCGCCGAGUUCCUCGUAGAUUCGAUCAGCGGGCUGACUGCAUCUGGGGGCAUCGGCACAGAGUUUGUCGCCGUGAUCUUGCUUCCCAUAGUUGGUAAUGCAGCGGAACAUGUCACUGCAGUUACAGUGUCUAUCAAGGACAAGUUAACCCUCAGCUUGGGCGUUGCUGUCGGAUCAAGUAUUCAAAUUGCACUCUUCGUUAUUCCGUUUAUGGUGACGCUUGCUUGGAUUAUGGGUAAACCACUAACGCUGCUAUUCGACCCGUUAGAGUCGAUCGUGCUGUUCCUCUCUGUCCUCACAGUGAACUACUGUGUACAGGACGGCAAGUCGAAUUGGUUAGAGGGCAUGAUUCUCAUGUGCUUGUACCUGAUCUUGGCUGUCACGUUCUGGUUUUACCCUGGCACCCCAGGCAUCUUCCCCAACUGUUAGAAAGUCCAACGGCCCAGUUCUUCUGCCAGAGCAACAUUACGACCACAUAUACCAGUCUGUCGGAAGCCGACCCAAGACUAAUAAUCACC
Molecule: messenger RNA, 1704 nt
Organism: Suillus clintonianus
Lineage: Eukaryota; Fungi; Basidiomycota; Agaricomycetes; Boletales; Suillaceae
Product: calcium proton exchanger
Exons: 19
Coding region: 83-1615 (510 amino acids)
Biological process (GO): intracellular calcium ion homeostasis; calcium ion transmembrane transport
Cellular component (GO): fungal-type vacuole membrane
Molecular function (GO): calcium:proton antiporter activity
Source: RefSeq, a predicted model, not a curated record